Messenger RNA from Mya arenaria, 7521 nucleotides. RefSeq lists its product as uncharacterized. Gene Ontology annotation, cellular component: cytoplasm. Lineage: Eukaryota; Metazoa; Mollusca; Bivalvia; Myida; Myidae. Gene Ontology annotation, molecular function: MAP kinase tyrosine/serine/threonine phosphatase activity; protein tyrosine/threonine phosphatase activity. The coding region runs from base 460 to 4260 and encodes 1266 amino acids. The transcript is spliced from 8 exons. The record is from RefSeq and is a predicted model, not a curated record. Gene Ontology annotation, biological process: negative regulation of MAPK cascade; protein dephosphorylation.
UAGCCGUUGUGUGUCACACUUUGAGCGAAGUCAGCAUGAGUCAUCUGUUCAAUGUAGAUGAUAAGGCCGUAUUCGUUUUCGCUAUUUGCCUAUUUGCCCGUGUUAAUCUUUAUUGUGUGGUCGCAGUUUACAAGGUGUUGUUGAUGUCAUGAGUGUAUUGUUUGUGCCAGAUAUCUGAUUAUUUUCAAAGUUCAAUUAUUUGUGAUUUAAACGUCAUCGGAGGAUCUCUGGAUUCCCACAAUGACAGCUCAUAGAUCUCGUCUGCGCAAUGAAUGGUGAAGCCAGGUGUGGCGGCAAUCCUCUCUUAAAAUUAGUGCCCAGAAGAACCCUGGUAGCCAGACAUAAUGAUGACCUGAGUGCUGGACUUGACAGUCGCUGAAAUCUUGUGGCUUUAGCUAUCACCAUUAACAUGGGAAUUACUUUGUCUAAAAGCCCCCUUUCAUAAACCAAUCAACUGUGAUGGAUGAAGUGGAUUCCUCCACAAACUGGCUCUCCGCUGAUGAGGGCCAGGGCCGGACAAUAUGGCCUCGAAGCCAUACAACUUCCACCCUGUCAGCCUCGCUGUCACCUUCAUCUUCAGCGCCAUUAUUACCAGCAUCAUCAAUCUCACACACACCAUUCACCAUGCCGGCUCGACAACUUGAACAUAAGUUUGCUCCAAACUCGACAGUAACGCUGGAUUCAGGAUUUUUAAAGCAGCUAACUUACGGUUCGCGUAUACACACAAGAUCUCACAUUGAUACUCUGUCUGACUCUUCAAAACCAUGUGAACCACCGAGCUCCUGUCCUGAUACAGGCUACAGUGGCCUGACUGACUCUCUGUACCCUGGAUUUCCCCAUGACCACGGGCCAGUCAGCCUCCCUAGCCCCCUGCUGUCUCUCAGCUCCGACUCUGCAUCCCUUCUCGACUCCCUCUCCAGCUGCAGCACAUCAUUCUCUCUUGCGUCACAGGAUUCAGGAUUUGACGAAGUAGAUGCACGCUUUCCCAAUCCGUCAGGUUUAACCAAUUCUAUGGAUAGUGAGCAGAGCUCAGCAAUAUUAGGCAGGACUUAUACCAUCUCGGGGAAUUCUUCUUGGAACCUUCCAGUAAAAGUUACUGAUGACCAAUCAGCCAAUAUGCGACAAACCAUGGAUAAUUACCAAUCUUCAAAGGGAGGUCAUUCAGAGAGUAUUCAGUCUACAAAGGGAAGUCACUCUUUAGAAAGUCACUAUUCCACAAAGGGGGGCUACUCAGUCCAGAAUCCAGGCAGUUACAGGGAAAGGCGGAGUAGUGGUUCCUCAGACUGGGGUGGUUUUGACAGGAAACAGAAGUACAACGUCAUUAAACCAGCCGAGCUCUCAUUCCUGUUGAAAAAUGGCCUUGACAAGUACUUGCUGAUCGACUGCCGAUCUUUCCUGGAACACAACACAUCUCAUAUUCAACAGUCGUCAAACAUUUCAUGCACGAAGAUCUUGAAACGACGUCUUCAGUCGAAUAGGAUCUCAGUGCGAGACUUGUUAGUGCAGACAUGCCACGUGGAGGCUGACGACUUCUCUGAUGUCAUCGUUUACGAUCAGUGUAUAGAGAAUCCUGCGCGCCUCACCGAUGACAACUUCCUGUCCGUGCUUCUCGACAAACUGGCCGACUCCUUCGACUCUGCAGCUCUGCUGAAAGGCGGGUUUCUGGCGUUCCAGACAAUGUAUCCGUCGCUGUGUGAGAACAAGACCAGCAGCUACCGUUGCGCUGGGCUGACCUCUCUCUCCCAGCCGUGUCUGCCCGUCUCGAACGUGGGCCCCACCCGUAUCCUGCCCUUCCUGUAUCUCGGUUCCCAGCAAGACGCACUCUCCAAGGAUAUCACGCAGGUGAACGAGAUCACAUAUGUUUUAAACGUCAGCUCGAAUGGGUUGAAGCCGGACCAUAUUCCUGAUGGCCACUUCCUGCGCAUCCCCGUCAACGACAACUACAGCGCAAAGUUGAACCCGCACUUCGAACAAGCCUUCCAGUUCCUGGACAAAGUGCGGGAGGCAAAUGGAUGCUGCCUGGUCCACUGUCUGGCGGGAAUCUCCCGUUCCCCGACUCUCGCCAUCGCAUAUAUUAUGAAGCACCUCAAUAUGUCCUCUGAUGACGCCUACAGAUACGUGAAGGACAAAAGACCCACGAUAUCACCAAACUUCAAUUUCCUGGGACAGCUGUACGAGUUUGAGAAACAUCUGAAACGAGAGCGUGAACUAAACAACAAUGGCGCAGGGGAGAGCCCGGGAGAUCGGGCCUCUGACCCCUGGGUCAUGCCCUCCCCCACUUUCACCCCCAAUCCCCUCAAUGUCACAAGCAAGCGGGGCUUCUCCCUCUCAAGUGACUGUCUGAAAACUCAGGGCAUGUCUCAAAGUUGUAUUCCGGACAGAAAAGUGGUUCUUGAGAGACCCUCUGGAUUUUCUAUGAAGAAAUCGUCCUUUCAUUUAUCUUAUAAGAGUUCGAGUGAAAAUGAAAAAGAACUCAUUAGCUCCUCAGCUUCUCAAGCUGAUCGGAGGGAAGUCCACAAUCGACCUUGUGUUCUUAACUUAGGGCUGGACCUGCCCUCCCGACGCGUGCCUUUGUCUCUUAGUAAGGGGCGAGAAGGGACCAUUGCGCCCUCAAAAUCCCUCUCGGACAUAAAGGAAGCUUCAGAAACCCCCUCCCCUAUUGUAAACUCAAAAUCACAGGAAAAUGUGCAUACUACCUCAUUUAAACUGUACACAGAAUCAGAGAGUUCGAAAGAGCUCUUGUCUCCAUUUCCUUGUGGAGAGACAACCAUACCUACAAAGUCACCACUGGUCACUGAUGCUGACCGAGUACCAUAUUCAGGGACAAAAAACAAGUCUACAAACCUCUCAGAAUAUUCAAGUGUUGUGAAAAUUGAAAAAUCAAAACAUUGGACCUCAAAAAGUGCAACUACAUCCUCAUUAUCUAGUCAUUUGGAAUCAAAAUGUUCAUCAGAUUCCCAGAAAGUGCCGAAGACUACACGCCCCCUGUCUCUACAGAGCCCAGUGAGACCGGGAGGCAAGAGACCCAUAAGGAACUCAUUAACCCUCCCCCUUUCCCCGGUAUCAACGUCAGACCUGUCACAGGGGUCGGAAACCGAUUCCCCUGAGUCAGGUUCUUUCGGGAACUUUGAACCGUCUGCUUGUAAAAUUGAACGAAAGUUGUGUUCGGUGCCAAGUUCUCGGGAUUUACGACACAUAGGAAACAUUCCAUGUUUUGUGCAGUCUGUUGCUUCUGCCAGCACUGUGACUACAACCCAAACGGUGAAACUGAAGUCGUUCAGCUUGUCGGCCUCACUACCCCUUUCCCUGAUGGCUCAGUCCCCAACCACCUCACUGGCCAGGCUCCACUUCGAGAGUGCAGAAAACAGUGACAAUGAAUCUGAUAGUAACAAAAUGGACAUUGAACAAGAGGAUUGUACUCAAUCUUCAGAGCAUGGUCAUAAAAGAAUGAGUCGAAAAUCGUUAAACGACAGCUUGGAAAGACUUAGCAGUUUCCCAUCUACCUCUCUUGAUAAACUGAACUUCACACCAUGUUUGUCGAGCUCAAAUGAAAACCUAUUGUCCAGUAGUCCUUCCCCACGUACAUCAGGGGUCAAGCGACCUCUGAACAUGGACAUUGCAGAUAUAAAGGACUCUGAAGCCUCGUGUUCCUCAGCUGGUGGCAGCACUGCAUCGUCACCCACAUCCUCCUCUGGGCUGAAGACAUCUGUGAGAAAACGUGACGGGCGGGGCAAGCGCCCCUCGGUCCGACCAAAUAGUAUAGCUUUUUCAUCAUAUCCGACCUUUGACAUUGGCUCAGAAGGUCAGGAUUCGCCACAUUCAUCGUGUAGUUCAGCUUCUCAGGACGACACGUCGGACAUGUAUGCACAGAAUGGGAAAAAGUUGAAACCCUCCGAAUACAUGACUGAUGUACGAUUUAGACUAGGACGUUACUCGGAACGUGAAGUGUACAGACAAAUAACGGCUGCAAUGGAAGCUGCAAUGAUGAAGUCUCAAUCGUUUGAAGCCACUCGCAAGUCCCGUAGCCUCGAUGACAUUCUAAGCUCGGAAGAUGAUAGCUCCGCCCCAAAUUGUGAGUGGUCACAUUUUGACCGUGUGUUAAGACGUUGUCGUGAUAGAUUUGCCUCCCCUCCGCACUGCUUUGAGAAACUUGCAUGCUCUGGGGAAUUACAGGACUUGUAUAACUCAAAUAGUAGCCUGUCUUCUGCCGGCAGUCAUUCCUCGCUACAUAGUAGCAUCGAAUUCAUUCAAGUCUCGUGACACCGGCCUAUCUGCAGCAGCAGAUAACUGUAUAUACAUGUAGCUUAGAUUAAAUUUUAUCAUUUGCUGGUCAGCAAAACUGAUAAAGACUUGUAAAUUUAUACCUGGUACUGGGUAUAUUAUGCAUUCUAAAUUUUAGAGAAUAGUCGUUUUUAUUAAAGGCUUAUUUUUGAGAAAUUUAAAAAAAAAAAUCUACAAUUUUUUUGCGUAUUAAUUUUUGACAUAAUCCAUAGAUGGAUAAUGGGUUUAUGUGCUUAUUUAACUAUAGAAAAUGCUUUCUUGUAACUCUGACUUUAAUUUCAAUGUCUAAGAUAGUUUAGACAGUAUAUAGAAAAAAACAGGCUGCUAUUUCAGUAGUUCAUUGUUGUCUUUUUUGAAUGUUGUCAUUUAUUUGUGUUUGUUUUAUUUAUUUUAUCAUUGUUUAUCUGUAUUUUCAUUUAUUAUCAUUGUGUUUUCUUUUGUUUUGAAAAAGAAGUAAUUUGAUAGUUUUUUGAUAAUUUAAAAAGAAUGGUCAAUUUUCUAUACAUAUCCAGAAAAAUGUUUCAUUUAAAAUGGUAAAGAAAUAGUAAAGUUAUCUUUGUUUAAAGACUUCAUUGGAAGCAAAAUAUUGCUUUCCGACGUAGCAUUUAUGACAUAAUUAAUCACGUGAUAUACUCACACUGAUACAGAAGGUUUAUAUAUUCAAUAAAAGGUCAUACGUAAAAAAAAUUAAUAAGUUUGAACAGAAUUGUCUACUUUUUUUAUACUUUCUAUAAAUAUCCAUAAAAAAACACACACAACAUUUGUGACCAUACCACUUAGAAUGGUUUAAUUGAAACUUGAACAAAAAACAACAUUCAGUAUAUUUGCUAAUACUCUAAUCUAUCAAUCACAACUCUGAGUAGUUGUUUGUAUAAGAUGUCAUUACCAUCAAUACAAGUUCCUGUUCCGUUGUAACAUGAACUGAAAAUAGAAAUAAAUUGAUUUUUUUCUUUUUUACCUUGUCACCAUUCAUUCGGCUGUCACUUUAAUUAAAUUGGUAAUCGUUUACCUUAAUUAAGUUGUUCACUUUUGUUUCAUAAGAAACUUUGUGUUAUAGUUAUCAGUGCUCCAGCUAGGCCUAAAUAGCAGGGUGGGGCACCCUGCUGCCCUUUUCCAGCACCUUGCUGCCCUUAACUACACCCUGCUGUGCCCUUUUGUUUGACAAGAGUCAGUUUUAAGAAAUAAGUAUGAAAAUAAUAAAUAGAAAUAGUUUUGACACUAAAUUAAAGAAAACAGUUAAGGAGUAAGGUAUUCAUAACUAACUAUUAGGAUUGAAAGUAAUUACAACAAAUACACAAUUCAACAUUGGCCCUUGCAAGUGCCUGAUCAAGGCUCAUUGAAAAUGCCCUUUUUAACCUAGCACCCUGCCCUUUUCAAAUCCUGGCUGGAGCACUGGUUAUAGUCAAGCUUUCUUGUUCAACAAAUAUUCAAUUUCUGUUAUUUCCUUAUUAUUUUAUUAUCAAAUUUUCAAAAGUGGGUAAAACAUAGCAGAUGAAAACUUAAAAUUGAUUUGUUCAAUGUUCCACAACUUGCAAUAACAUGGUUAGCUGAGUGUUUAGAACUUUGUUCAAGUUAAGAACGUUGUUAACUUCAUCAUUGUUAACUUCAUCAUUGUUAACUUCAUCGUUGUUAACUUUCAAAUUGUUACUGCGCUGAAAAAUUAAUGGAAACAGUUAUGAUCUGCAGUGUUCCUAACAAGAUUUGAGACAACUGCUUCAGCUGUACCUGUUUUAUCUUGAUACAUUAGCACUUCACGAAAUAGUUAACAUUUACAAGUUAACACCGAUGUCGUUAACCAUGUUCCUAACAAGAUUUAAGACACCUGUUUCAGAUGUAAUUGUUUUAUUUAACUAUAUAAGCACAUCAUGAAAUAGUUUAUAUUUAAAAGUUAACAAAUAUGUUGUUAAUCACGUUGUUAACUACAGUGAAAUUCUGAACAAUCGGCCUGGUUUAUUUUCUGUUGCACGGUCUUUUAAGUGUGCCAUUUUACGCAUGUAGUUAAGUUUUUGUAUCUCGAAGCUUUUUUUGUGGAAAAAGAGCUUUUUUUCUAAUGCUUUCUCCAUUUUAAGUUUGUAAUUUUCAAACACAUUUUUGUUGUUGUUGUUUUUUUUUUAAGAAGGAAAAUUGACAUAGUGUCAUCACAGUGUUGUUGUCGUUGGUAGUGAGUCUUGCAUAAACCAUAGACUGAAAAUAUUCGGAUGAAACAUGGUACACUUGACAGUAGACAACAGACAUAGCAAGUUUCAUCACACUAGUUAAUGUAUAAUUAUCCCAUUUGUUUGACCCUGAAAAACUGACAAGUUUUAGCAUCGCGUGUGAUGAUGUUAUUCCAUUGGUAAUGAAAAAAUUUAAUUAAAUUCUUGUUGUUUAUCCUGGACAAGUUUUGUUCAUAUAAUUUAUUUGUCAUUUGUUCUCAGAUUUAUAAUUUUCUUUAUUUUGACAUUUAUGUACCAGAAUUCUUUUAAGUAUCUCCGAUCUCAAUAGAUUUAUGUGCUAUUUUCUUAACAACACUCAAAAUCCAUCAAUAUAUUACAGUAGAUUGGUUAAAUUUCACAAGAGUUUGAUAAUUGGGAUCUAUAGCGUGGGGUGGCAACUUAAAAAUCAAUCAAAAUAUUAAAUCACAAACUUUUUCCUAAGAUUUGAUCAUGAUCAAAGAAUUUCAGGCUUCGGGAAAAUUUCAGACAUCAGGAAAACAUGGCCUUAACCAAGAAAUCCCAUUUAACACCAUAAAAAUUGAUUCUGGGCAAUUAAAACAAUUUUCAAUAUUAAAGUACCAAAAUCAGCUCUCAAUGUUUGCAUGUUACCAUUUCUGCUUUGUAAUAUUUCCCUGCAAAGUUGAUUAAUGAUUAAGUUUGUACUAAUAUAGAAGAGAGUGAUAUAGAUGAUCUUUACUUCUUAAAUUUUAACAGCGCUUGAUUAAUUUUUGAUGGUACGAUAAAUUUCAAUUUUAAAAUUCAAUAAAAAAACAUUUUAUUUGAUUGUUAGGAAUUCUGUCAAAAUUUCUCAAACAAUUCUCGAAAAUAAAGUUUUUCUUUUGAUCGUUAAAAUUCUGUUUAAAUUUCACAAUCAAUUUUGCAAUAUUAGUUUGUUCUUGCUAACUUUCUUAGAAAAAAAUAAAUCCUGUGCUGUUGAAAAAUGGUAAUUUUAGGUUGACAUUUCCCAUAUGUAUUGUUGUUAGUUUGUGGUUUCAUUGCUUUCUGUUGGCUUUAUCAUUGUCAUUAAAACUUGUUUAUGAUUGGA